Messenger RNA from Catharus ustulatus (Swainson's thrush), 12132 nucleotides. RefSeq names its product G protein-coupled receptor 156 (gene GPR156). Gene Ontology annotation, cellular component: membrane; G protein-coupled receptor heterodimeric complex. Gene Ontology annotation, biological process: biosynthetic process; gamma-aminobutyric acid signaling pathway; G protein-coupled receptor signaling pathway. Lineage: Eukaryota; Metazoa; Chordata; Aves; Passeriformes; Turdidae. The transcript has 11 exons. Bases 320 to 2605 code for a protein of 761 amino acids. Gene Ontology annotation, molecular function: G protein-coupled GABA receptor activity; oxidoreductase activity; iron ion binding. The record is from RefSeq and is a predicted model, not a curated record.
GGCGCUGAGGGGCGGCCGGCGGUGCCGAGCUUCGCCUCUCACGGUGGCUGCGGAGCUGUUCCCUCUCCGGCUGCGCCGCUCUUGCCAAGCUCCCGCAGGUUGAUACCCUGGGUACGGGUGUCGUCCCCGCAGGGUGGUGUAGCAGUGCUUGGGGAUACCACCGUGCUCCGUGGGAGCCCAGGUCCUGAGCUGACUCUCCUCACUGCAGAGGACACCCCAAGGGACACUGGCAGGGGGCACUCCCUGUCCUGGCUCUCAAUGUGCAUCACAUCACUUUGGCAGGGCAAAAGUAUGGCUAGAUGACGGCUGAGGAUGUGCUAUGGAGCCAGGAUUCAACUGCUCUGAGCUCUGCAAUGGCAGCUCCAGUUUUGACAGCCAGGAGCAGCAGCAGGCGCUGCAGGAGCUCUGCACUGUGACAGUGACAUCUUUUGACCACAGUAUGAAGAGUUCCCCAUCCUUCUCUGUUGGUCUCCUGGGAGUUGUGUGGACAUUCCUGACUGGAGGAGUCCUGUUAGCGCUCUUCUUUCUCAUCUUCACAAUUCGCUUCAGGAAGAACAGGAUUGUGAAGAUGUCCAGCCCCAAUCUCAACAUUGUGACACUGCUGGGCAGUGGCUUGACUUACACAAGUGCUUACCUCUUUGGGAUUCAGGAGCAGAGCCUGCCAUCUGGAAACUCAAUGGAAAAGCUUAUUCAGGUGAGGCUGUGCCUGCUGUGCGUAGGGACCUCCCUGGUGUUCGGCCCUGUCCUGGGAAAGAGUUGGCGCCUCUACAAGGUGUUCACCCAGCGGGUGCCAGACAAGCGGGUGAUUAUCAAAGACCUGCAGUUGCUGGUGAUGGUGGCAGCAUUGGUGCUGGCAGACACUGUCUUGCUCUUGACAUGGGUGUUCUCUGACCCAGUCCAGUGCUUCCGAAGCCUCAGUGUCUCACUGCGGGCAACAGAGAAAGGCAUGAUGUGCUCCAUGAGCCGGGUCCAGUCCUGCGCAUCGCUCUAUUCCGAUCUUUGGCUCAUUCUCAUUUUAGGGUUUAAGAGUAUCCUCCUACUGUGUGGGACCUACUUGGCUGGUCUGACCGACAAUGUCAGCUCCUCACCAGUCAACCAAUCCUUGACACUCAUUGUUGGGGUCAACCUCAUUUUCCUGACUGCUGGUACCAUCUGCUUAGUUCACCGUUUCUUCCAUACAUGGCAUAAUUUGCUGUUUGGUUUUACCUCUGGAGGCAUCUUUGUGUGUACCACCACGAUCAACUGCUUCAUCUUUCUCCCACAGCUCAAGCAGUGGAAAGCCUUUGAAGAAGAAAACCAAACCAUGAGCCACAUGGCAAAAUAUUUCACCAGCCCGAGCAGGAGCUACCGCUCAGUGUACAGUGAGGAGCAGCUCUACCAGCUCAUAGGGGAGAAAAACUCAAUGAAGCGGCUGCUCACUGAGAAAAAUGCCGUGAUCGAAAGCCUGCAGGAGCAAGUGAGCAGUGCCAAAGAGAAGCUGAUGAGGCUGAUGUCUGCGGAGAGCAGCUGUGACCCCCGUGCACUGCCAGCAGCUCCCUGUACCAGGAGCUCAGAGCAGCCUGGGCAUGCUGCACUAGGGGACUGCUGUCUCCUAGAUCCAGAGAGGGACAGACGGCUGCCCCCCUGCUUUUUGGGUACGUCACCUCUUGGCAGCAAUGUCCAGGCCUUCCAGAAACAUGCAACCCAGGAGUCUGUUUGCUCCCAGAUGCUGCUUUUUAGUACAGGGGAUAGCGUUGAACGUGGCCUGAAAGAUGUCCAGGAGUGUGGGACACCUGCAGUGCAGGGGCAGCUUCCAGAGCAGCUGCCAGGUCAGGACAACUCAGGCAGUGUAGCCUGGGAGUCAUCCCCCCAAGUCAACCAUGUAAACAGCAAGAAGCUGUGGGAGAUCUUGAAAGAGUUAAGCUUGGAUGGCAAAAACCACGGCCCAGCCUUAUCUGUAGGACCCCCACUUGGCAACCGAGGUACCUCAGGUGAGCAGGGAGAAACACAAGUGGGCCAGGAGGGCUAUGCAAGCAUCCACAUACCCCUCAGUCCCUACCUGGCAAGGCAUCGUUGGAGGAUCCCAUUUCCCCCUGCCUCCACAUGCUUCCCUGGACACGUAUCCCCUUGUGCCAGCUGCAGGGUGAAGGAGGUUGGCAGCUGGAGUCGUGGGGAGUCAGCACAUAACUCCCUGGGAUCAGGAGGGGAGAUGGCUGGCAGAGGGCUCCUUCACCCUCCAGCACCAUCCCCUCCAGCCCUCCCAAGGGAGGCCAGCCUCCAGCCAGAGGGGUGGCUGGGAUGGCCCAAGUCCCAGGGUGCUUCAUUGUGUAUCCCACAGGAGCAGCGACAGUGGCAGGGCACCCUGAAGGGACCCGCUGAGCCCUCCCUGUGCUCACUGUACUAUUACCCAGAUUCUGACUCCAGCAGCAGCAGCUCUGAAAUGUUUCAUGGCUGCCAACGACCCUGCUGCAAGGUUUGCUUCCAGAGCCCACGUGGUUCCCUGGACAGCAGCAGCACAGAUAUGGACACAGAGCCCAGUGACUGUGAAGAUCACCAGGCAGAACACCACGGCGGGCCCCAGCCAGUGGUGAAUUUCAAAGACGAUCUGAAACCCACUUUUGUGUGACUGGGAGCACCCUUGCCUCAAAGGCAAGUGCCCUCCCAUCCCCGAAACACUGCAUGUUUUCAACAAUGCUAAAACCACACAUCCCUCUGGGGAAUGUGCCUUGUUCUGGAAUUUGGGGAUUGGGAAUAAACCUUGCCCCAUUCUGAUUUGCAGUGUCAGCUGUGACUGCAGCCUGAGUUUGGCUGAGAGGGGGUUGGCAGCACUUAGAGAGGUGGUGGUGGCCUUGUCCUGGCUACUCUGGGCCACUGCCUGUGUCCCGCAGGUAGCUGGCAGUUCUGUCCAUCCUGGUGCCAGCAGUGGAGAAACCGGGGCUGGGGAUCUGUAAGAGCCCAGACUUCAUCUCUUCAGAGAGCUUUCCCUGUGAGACCUGCAUGAUUCGCACUGGCGGGGAGCAGUAUCCUGCCUCAGAAACAAGCACUGCUUCUUGCACACUGCUCCAUAUGGACCAAAAGAGGACUCCUUCCCCUGAGGCUGCCCAAGCUGCCCACUGGCAUCACCCCCAGCUUGGGAUGGGAGACAGACACCAGAAGCAGAUGCUGGCUGCCACCCACCUGGGCUGGGCUGCUUCCAGGCAAAGCAAGGACUUUGGAAUGGGGUGUGCACUGCAAACUUUUGGGUUUUGGUGGGUUUUUUGUAACAUCGGAAUGAGAAAAUGGAGUCCAAAUGUGAUGUCCAUGGAGUUGUCUUUGCAUGUUGUGUUUUUCAGGUGCGUUGUUGUAGGUGAGACUCAGGUCAGUGCUGAAGGGCAAGACAAGCUAGCCAUUAUAAAGGAGGAUCUUUUUACCUUGAGUUCUGGGUCUUGUGCCCUCUCUUUGUAUGGAUGAUUUAGUCUGGAAUAAGGUUUGUUUAAAUUAAUAUGCUAUGUUUAAUUUUUAUCUUAGAAACACCAAGAACAGUAAACCCUGUGUGUGUGCCUUUCUGGGGGUAUUUAUCAUGGCAUUUGAGCUUACAUUGCUUCCACAGGAGUUCAGGAUGCUGAGACCUGAUGGCCCAGUGCAAAAUAAACCUUAUGGACAAAGGCUUUAUUAAAACAGUAGGUGUCAGAGGAAUCCCAGAUCUGGUUUUGAACAAACCAUAUUAGCACUGCCUUCUCCACUACGCUUUAUGAUGGUGAAAUCCCUCACUUCUCUCUCCCUUCAGUGAUGUCACCUUUUUUCCUCGUUUCCCCUGCAGUUUACAUAGAAGCUUGCAUGUAGAGCAAAUCACCAAACUCAGUAAUCUUACAAGGAACAAUGUUCCCACAGCCCCUGUUUGCUUUUAAAAUGGAAACACUCCAGACAGAGUGUAAUCUUUUUUGUUUGUUUGUUUUUUUGGUCAUCACUUUUUUUGCUUAUAAAAACCAUUCUGGUUCAGUUUUUCCUUUACAGCUGUCUGAGCACUUACAGCUCUGGCCUGGGAGAAACCCACCGACUGGGAGGGUCCCCUGCUUGUGCAGGGCAAACCUGUGAGCCUGAUGGCUCCCUGCAGUGGGACUCGAAAUCUCUGUCCCCAUCGCCUGCCAGCCGCCUGCAGUUCUGCAGCACUCGCAGCAGGUGUUGCUGCUGCCACGCCGGGUGUGCCGGCAAACACCAAGUACAUCCCACGGCAUCGCCACACUGGGACAAGAGGGGAGACAAACACGUUCUAGGGCCUCUAUUAAAUAUGGGUCAAAACCUCUCCCCACCCCCAAAUGUGUUUAGGAUAACGCUUUGCUCUGGGGCUGGGAAAUAGUGCAGCACAGUGAAAGGAAAUGAUCAACCAUGAGCCCACCUGGAAGCAGCUGAUAUAAAAAUUAACUUUAAAUCCACUAGUGAAUGCAGAAAAACCCUCCAGAGGACUUUGAACCUAGACUUUGUUUGGAAACUCACUGCUGGAAUUUGAGGUCGUUGCUUUUCUGUGCGGUGCCCAGCAGCCACCACUUGAAAACUGCAUAGCCUGUGGAUGCACCUAUUAAGAAGGCCAAGAGCAUUGUGGUUUGUGUCAUAAAUAGUGUGCCCAGCAGCACCAGGGCAGUAAUCAUUCCCCUGUGUUCAGCACUGGUGAGGUCACACCUCGAAUCUUGUGUUCAGUUUUGGGCUCUUUCCUUGCUGAUGGCUGUUUAGGGGAAGGGUCACGUCACUGCCAGGAUGAUAUCUCUCUCCAUGCCUGCUUGGUGAGGCUUGGCAAGAGGCAGGAAGGCAAGGAGGCCUUGAGGCUCUUGUGCCACAACCACCUACCAUGACUCAGUCUGCCUCUGUUACCCAUCAGCUUACCACGGUUUAGGAAAUAACAAAAUUGGUCUUAAUUGUGAUUCAGCUGCCUGGAAAAGAAAAGAGAAAAUAAAAGAAAGAAAAGAGAAAAGAGAAGAAAAGAAAAAAGAAAAGAAAAAAGAUGCAAAGAGCUUUGUUAACUGUGGCAGAGAGGGAUUAUAACAGGCUCUCUGGUAGGGGAGUUCUGAUCAUUGGUGUGGAAAUUUCCCCACUGCCUCACGUUGGCAUUAGCAGCUGGAAUCUCUGGGAACCUCUUGCUCUGAUCUUUGAUACUGGGUGCAGUUAUGAGAAAUAAUGAAUAUUUGAAAGUACUGCAAGAGAGAGAACCUUGUGGUGUCCUUUGCCUAGAGUAACCAGACCAUGUAAUCCCUGGACACAGUGGCUGUACAGUGGUGGCACACCUGUGUGGAGACAUUCCUGUGGCACAGUGGGGAGCAGAAGUCAGGGGCCCUACGACUCCAGGUAGGCUGUGUAGGUUUUUGAGGAGGGAGAACUUACACCUGUACAUGACCUCCACAGCUCUGGAAGAAGCUCCAGAGAAGUCUUCCUUGAGUCUGGCGGCCAUGAGGGCUGUGGAGAAGCACUCUCCUCCUGAGCAACAUUGCUCUCCUGAGCCAAGAAACCAGGCAUAUCUCUUACCUUGUCCAGUUUUUCAGGGCUGUUUUCUUGGCCUCUAUCUCCAGCUCUGCACUACACAAUGCCAGCUGCAGCUGUUACCCCAAGGUCUGUGCUUGCAGCCAGAGCAGCAAAUCUGUGGCUGUCCAGUUGUGAGGCACCAAACCCAUCAGUGUAAGCUGCAUCCUGAUUGCUGACCUUGGGGAACUCCAUGGAGACAGGGAAAAAAUACCAUCAAAAGAAUUGUGGAUCCUGGCAUGGCAGGAGAACUGUGGAUGGCUUAGUGGUUGAUAUUAACUGCAGGAACUUUCUGCUACAUGACAUGGUCAUGCCCUAUGGACCUGAUCGAUCCCUGCACACACCGGCUGAGCAAGUGCCUGGGACACUGCCACAUGGUUCCAGGAGUUUCUUUCUCUCAUUAAGAUUGUGUAUUGAAGCUGCUGGAGCACAUUCACCUUGGAACGUGUACCUCUCCGUGUUUACAGUGGGGUUCCUUGCUUUCACACCCACACCACCCCUUUCUCCUGUGUAGAGAUGCCUGUAGCUGAGCUGGUUUUCUUCUAACUCAGGCAUCUGUAGCUGCAUGCUUUGUGCUGCCAGAGCACAAUCAUUUACGUCAGGAUUUUUUUUUUUCCUGGAGGUUCUUGCAGACAGAAUGGGUACGAAGGACUUUGUCCUGCCAGGCAGCUAGAUAAAGCACUCAGUGAUUCAGCAUUUAUUGCACCCUACACAGAUUCCUCUGUUAUCAUACCAGCAAGAAUGUGGGGCUAGAAGGGAUCUCCUAGUCAUCAUCAUAUUUCCCAGCAAUGACAAACAGUGAGUCAUAAAGUUCCUCUUGUUAAUUUAUCACAAUCCAUCUUAAGUCAUUGGGAAUUUUCUUGGCAGGUUAUUCAAGAACUUGACAGAAGGAAACUUAUUUCUGAUCUGCAGCCCACAUUUUUUCAUAGCCUAUUUUUGUCUACUUGUUCUCAUGCCAAUGCUGUCUUCUAGUUAGUAGCUGUUCUUCCUUCCCGUCCUCCAACCUACUCUCUUACAUGCCAAUGAAGAAUGUGGCCUCUUCUUCCCAGGAUCCCUGGUGUACUUGGAGAAGAUAUUGUCUAAUUCCCUUUAGCAGCUCAUACCUACCCCUGUUUCAGUCUGCAGGGAGGCUUUGAGGGAAGAGCCCUGGUUUUAUUACUAUUAUUACUAUUAUUACUAUUAUUUAUACCUUCCCUUGGCAGCCAUGAGAGGAUGGCUGUAUACACUGUUCUCUGCCUCCAGCAGCACAGGAGGCCCAGGAUGCUGGGACAGGACCAUGCUCACCUUUGAAAAGAGAGAAGAAACACUCAUUGGGAGUUAGGACAUCAAAAAGGCAGGCCAGAAGCAGGCAAACUUCCUGUGGGUUAUCAGGAAGCUGACAUUUUCUCUGCAAGUUUGCAAUGGCCCUGGGGUUCCCAGCACCCAUCGGGUCCUAGAUUUACCACCAGUAUGUUAAUAAUCUUACAGAAGGGCUGCCCAUCCAUGUUUCCUUUCAACACACCUCCUGCAAUUGCUGAGAGAUGCACCUGUGCCUGUUGAGUGCAGAAACCAUAAACAGCUUUUAUUUCUUGGAAGUUUCCCAUGGCUUGGAAAAUCCAUAAGGACCUGAGUUCCUUAGAAAGCCACUGGUACAUCUCAAGGGGUUCACAGAAAUGGAAAAUGAAGGCACACCCCUCUGCAGUAUCCUGAUAACAUGAUCCAACAUAGGAACAGCAUGGAUAUUUCAUUACUAAGAUGAAUAUAAUGAGCAAGGCACCAUUCUGGAGUUGUUCACUGGUUCCCAGGCAAUUGCCUUUUCUAUUUAACCCAAAUAAGUCGGGUGGUAUUUCAAAUCAAAGAGAAUGGCAGGAAUAAUAUUAGCUGAUGCAAUAACACCUUGAAUUUGCAGCAGUGCUAGGCAGAUCAAUGAACAGUGGGAUACACUGUACAAUAUUACAGCAAAUUCAAACCCUUGUUUGAAAGCAGCUGGGUUUUGGUUGGGUAUUUUUUUAACAGUCACCCAAACACAGGUGGUGGAUAAAGACUUCCUUUCCUCUGGUAGGUGGUGAACUAUGCUUUGGCAAGAAUCGUUGAAUUUACUUGCUAUUACAGCCUUUAUCAUUCCAGUAACAAAAACACAUUUGGAGCUCUCCUGCUUCUGCAGUCCAUUCUUCACAACCCUCCAAUGGUGAGGUCUUUUUCCUAGUUCUGCAAAUAACUGAUAGGAGUGUGCAGCAGCCAGUGGGGGAGCCAGGCUCUCCCAUCCCUGGAAGCCCAGCGUUACUGGGUACCUACUGUGCCUCAGUAAAAUACCUUUGGGUUAAAUACUCACUACCUUCUCGUGGAAAAAAGCUCCCAGCCCCCACUGCCUUCAGCCACAGCUGCCUGAGGGCAUCUGAAUUAAGCCUUUAAAGCAGACAAACCAAACAACAACAAAGUGUAUCCAAGGAUGAUAUGGGGUCUAAUUUACUCAAGGAGGAAACUUGGGAGUCAACAGCCUUGUGUCUUCUACUGACGCUUAAUGCUCAUCUUAGAGAGAAAACCACGGGUCUCUUCUGUGUCUCACUGGCACCUGGCAUUCAAGUGCCACCUCCCUGAGCUGCAUCAAGGUUUCUUCACUAUAUGUUUGCAAAACUGGCUCUGAGUGUUUCACCAACAAGGCCUGAGUGACCAGUAGGACCCAUGAAAGAACAGGAAAACAAGAGGUGAUGGUGUAUGGUGGGUCCUUUUUAACUUCCUUAAACAGCAGUUUUUGGAUGGCAAUGAAAAUCCCAAAUGUCCUCUUGAAAAAGUGAGUGAGAAGCCAGAGAAGAUGGAGGAGGACUUCAGACAACAGUCUGGAUUAUUAAUAGGGGAGACCAAUGUUUUUGCUGUUAAGUAGUUGCUAUAUGUGGGUGGUUUGUUCACAACAGCUGGUUUUAGUAAAUUGAAUAAUAUUUCUGUGCAUAUUCAUGUAUAUAUUUGUGUCUUUACACAGAGGAAAAACAUCCUACUUUCUCAGGAUCAUCCCACUGUCUGGUAAAAAUUGGAAUUUGACAAUCAUCAAUUAGAAAUAGAAAAGAACCCUCCUCCCCAUCAGAAAGUAUGCGAUUUCUACCACGAGGCAAAGAUUUUUCUAGAUAAUGACAGCAUUAGAAACAACCCCACAAGCAUAUGAGGUAUGUCUGGUAAAGCACUUACAUUAAAAAAUUGUCUUGCAGCUUUCCACUUGGAAAAAUUAGUUCCCUGCAACACACUCAGACCCUGGGUUGCAGGGAGGCCACACUCCUACAAGGAGAGAUGAUACCUCUAUGCUGGACACAGCAGGGGCCUAUUUAUUUUGCAGAAUUGGGUUAUCCUCCCCCUCAUCCAGACAAUAUCAAUCUUGCAGCAGCAGCAGGAAGUAGAGUAGGUUUUGCACUGACCACCUACCUUCUGGUAUAGCUAGAAAUCUAGGAACAAUAUUGUUUCCAGCAUUAUUCAUCAGAUUUCAAGAUUGGUGCAAAGCCCUGUGCAGUCAACAGCUGAGCUACAGAGAUUCUGUCUCUCUUUUUACAGAAUUAUUGUAAAAUAAUCUCUCUCUGUGACCAGUUUAGGCUGUUCUAAUGCACAGUCAUAAAUGAGACAUUGACUUCUAAAGAUCUUCCUACCCUUAGAGUGGCAGAUAAAAGAAUGGGUCACAGCUUUGUUCUGCCACAACAUGCCUGGAAGCACUGAGAGACACGCUUUCCUCACAGGGAAAUUUCCACUGUCUCCUUGGAUUUGCAAGUUUGAAAUCUACCAGUAGAGUAUAAAAGAAAUGCUGGACUGACCAAAACGGAUGUAAGAAAUUGAUUUGCUCAUGCCAUUCAAGCAGCAAGAGCUGUUCUGCUGAUGUCUGUGUCUGUGAAAGAGCACAGUGAUUUCCAACUUUGACAUAAACCUUUUGGCUUUUUUUUCAGCAACUCAGCAAGCAUGCCCAAGCCCAGGAUAACAGAAACACCUUUAAUAAACCUGAAUAUCAUCUUUGGGGAAAAAAAAGUAGUCAGUGUAAGGGAAGUUCAUGACACUGUGCUGAAAAGGAUGUGGCUAAAGGAUGUGACUAAUUCAGCUGCUCAAGCAGAUUGCUCCUUUAAUACUGCCUAUGACUUAAGUCCUCAGUAUAAUACCACUAUUUUUGUGACUCAGCAGUCACCAAUAGAAUAAAUUAAUUCAGGGGAUGUUCCAGAUAAUGAGGAGUUUGUCCUGCAGCAAAGAGGUCUCCAAUGAAGAGCAAAAUAUUGGAGGCCCAGAGCAUGCAGUGAUUAGCAGAUUUUGAUAAUUGGUGAGAAUGAAAACAAGAAAAUCAAAGGUGAAAAAAAGUGAAAUACUUUAUGAUUGCAUUAUCUAACAAUUACCAUUCCUAUGCAUAGGGGUGUAUAAUAUCCUCUGCAUAUUAAGGCUGCACAGCAUUUCCUAUAAAAAUAUCUUGGAUUCCUUUGCUUACAAUUUUCAGAGUGAUGAAAAGUUAAAAUUAAAAUGAUUCAGGACAUUUCCAAGAAGAAGGCUAAAAAAAAUGCAUUUGUCCCAUUUCAAGUCUUAGUUUUUUGUCUGAGACACUUCCUCACACCAUACAAACUGGAAAUCUAACUUUUAUGGGUCUUGACAAAAGCUAUCCAAACUGGACCACACUUUACGACUUUGAAAAAAUCAUAGACCAUAUAGGUCCGUGGAGGCUUGUUAGCACUUACUGGACAAAAAGCCAUCCCCAAAUCUUCCCUGGGAAGUCCUGGCUGAGUAUAUUCUGUGUCCUUGCAGCUGCUGGAGCCCCCGUCACCUGGGCUGUGCACAGGUGGUGGCCAAACCCACCCCACCUGCCAGGCAUUGCAAUGAGAGACUGCACUGAGCUGACAGCAAAGUGGGGUUUAUCUCAUUAAGUUAUUACUACCACACUGGCUGUGAAGCAGCAUGGCAGGGGAAGUGGUUGUAAAAGUCAGAUGUGGGAGAAAAGAGGUAAAUUUGUUUAAAGAAUAUGGUGUGACUGGGGCAGAGGCAGGAAUGGGGGAAGGCUGAUUUUCUGAAUCAACAAUGAAAAGCAAUGAGAACAGAGAGAAGGAUUAAGCGACCAAGGAUUCAGGAGCAGUUUGGGAGCAACUGUUGGACAGAAUAGAAGGUGAGGGAGUAGGGAAAAGAGCAGAAGGGAAAAAAAAUAUGAUGGCAGGACAAGCCAGGUGACUGGAAGGGGCACACAGGUAGGGUUGUGGGCAUGAUUUGAUGUGGGAUGCAAUUACUGGAGAGGAAGUUGCUGUUUGUCCUUGCUGUUGAGGGAACACUGCUGUCUCAUGGCCAGCUUGAUGUCCUCCAAGAAGGUGCAUUGGGUUAAUCUUCCCCAGGUGCAGGACUCUGCAUUUCCCUUUAUUGAUCUUCUUGUGAUUCCUCUCUACUCAAUUCCCCAGCCUGUCCAGCUCAUUAAUGAUGAUGUCAAAAAGUGUAAGACCUAGAAACAGAAUAUACUUCUAGUGACCGGCCCCUAUCUGGACUUAGUGCCACUGACCAUUACACUCUGGGUCCAUCCAUUCAAUCAUUUUUUGAUCCACUUCACUGCCCACUUAGGUAACUCAUACUUUGUCUAAGGGGAUGUUAUGGGAGGCAGUGUCAAAAGCCUUACUAUAAAGUCAACAUAGAUCAUAUGUUGAUCAUAUGGGGAAACACCCUAAAUUGACAAUGGUGGGACAGGGAGCAGAGGAGGUAGCAAAGGUGCUGUUUGCUUUCAAGGGUCUGAAAAAAGAAUAGUAUUGGCGAGAACAUAGAUGGCAAGAAGCAAAAAGGUCCUGGUGGUACAUAUUGCGCUACAGAGUUUGGGAUGGAGCCAAGUUAUCCUUAGAUUUUCAUCUCAUCUGCUCCCAGCAUAUGGAUUUGAAAGGCAAGUUUCUGGUGCUUCCCCUCCCACUGCCACCCUAACCUUUGUUACUUGGAGAGAUCACAGUCACCUUGGUUUUCUUUGCCAGGCCCUGGAAGAGGUCUUUGUCAGUGGGCUCUUACAAGGGGUGGAUGUGCAUAUCACGGCAACCUUGCUAGCUGGGCUGGCUUUAAAACAAAUUGACUAGGAUCUUAAAAAGCAGGAUAUUGUAGUCUGUGCCAAAAUGUCUUUGAAAUCAAGCAUUCAGAAAUUACAGAAAACUGGAAUUAAAACAAUGUGCACAAGCCUAAUUUGGCUUAAUUUUGGCAUGUAUGACUUUGUGGAAAAGAGGCCUGGAAAGGACCUCAAGGAGCCAUCUGAGGACUCCAGUCCCAAGGCAGGAACAAUUAUUCCUAGACCAUUCUUGACAAAUGUUUCUCUAAUCUUCUUCUGUGAUACAGACCUUACUUACAGGAUCACAUAUUUUUUCUUAAUGGCAUCCUGCCUUAGUGCAUAAAAUACACUGGGACCAUGCUCUGAAGGAGACUGGGAACACAGCUGGAGAAGGAACAGGCUCAUGGUUCAGCUUGUGGACUGCUGCCCUGGAGAACUAUCUGUGCUUCAGAGUUCCUGAGUGGUCAUGCAAAUCCAGCUUCUCCCAGGCAGUCAUUAAUUAUGUUUUCUCCAUUUUCUAGGUGCACAGUUUGAAAAUACUGACUCUGAUUUAUUUGUCCAUGCUUGGUGCUGUUUCAAUACAGUCUUAGGGCUUUAAUUUUACUACCACCACCCAGACUGCCCAGACCUUGUGGCAUUGGCUCUCACAGAUGGGAAAUAAAACUGAAGUUCUUGUA